Messenger RNA from Dioscorea cayenensis subsp. rotundata (Guinea yam), 2203 nucleotides. RefSeq names its product receptor-like serine/threonine-protein kinase ALE2. Gene Ontology annotation, biological process: protein phosphorylation. The coding region runs from base 275 to 2203 and encodes 642 amino acids. The record is from RefSeq and is a predicted model, not a curated record. Gene Ontology annotation, molecular function: ATP binding; protein kinase activity. The transcript is spliced from 8 exons. NCBI's taxonomy places the organism in Eukaryota, Viridiplantae, Streptophyta, Magnoliopsida, Dioscoreales, Dioscoreaceae.
UUGUCAGGAGUCAAACAGUUGGAACGUAGAAGUCCUUGCACUACUUUAGCUUAACUUUUGCUCUUUCAAAUCUCCACAUCAGCAUCAAACCUACCAUCUUCUUUGCAAUUCUCUUGCUCUUUCAUUGAGAUUUACAGAUCUCAAGCUUAAAGUUUGAAUCUUGAAGCUUUAUUUGACCUUUUUCAUGGCUGCCACCUUUUCUUGCAGCUAAGGAAUGUUGGCAAUGGUGGCUUGAUGAAUAUGGGAAGUUAGAACUGGAGAACAUCUUCCAGUGAUGCCCCUUUUGAUAGUCUUUGUACUCUGUGUCUUGUUCUUUGUCUCUCCUUGUCCUGCAAGAGGUAUACCUCCAAGUUAUCCACCAUUGGCAGUGAGACCAAUUCAUUCUCCUAGACAUAGUGUUAGUUCUUCUUUGUCAAAGUAUCACCACAGUGCUCCUCCUCAAAUCCAAGAUUGUGAAGGAAUAUCAUGCUCUGAUCCACUCACUCUAACUCCAAUUGGUUCACCAUGUGCUUGUGUGUACCCUGUUCAAGUUGAGAUUGAUCUUGGUGUUGCUCCAUAUCAACUCUUUACCAUGAUUCCUGAGCUAGAAGUUGAGAUUGCAGCAGGAACAUAUCUGAAACAAAGCCAAAUCAGAAUAAUGGGUGCUGGUGCUAGUGCCCGAAAUACUGAAAAAGCAGCAGUUACUAUUGAUUUGGUGCCACUUGAGGGAAAGUUUGAUAACAUGACUGCAUUUCUGAUUUAUGAGAGAUUUUGGCAAAAGAAGGUGCCGAUAAAUGUCUCGCUUUUCGGUGAUUACAAUGUGAUAUAUGUUCUUUAUCCUGGACUUCCUCCUUCUCCACCAAUGCCAGGAGGAUCAUCAGGUAGCAUCCCGUCCACCAUUGGAAGUCAUGAAGAUCCUAUAUCGGCAAAUGUACCGCCUAGAAAGAAGCAUAGUAUGAACAGCGCAAGUAUCGCCAUUAUUGUGUUCACUAUUUGUUCCUUUGCCUUGGUGUGUUUUGGGGUGAGUUUUGUACUAUGGAAGUUGAAGAGUGUAGGAAGAUCACAAUCUGCUAUUGCUGCUACAUUUGCCACUUCAACAAGCAAGACAGACGGCAUUAGGUCUAUCCAAUCUCCUAGUGCUGUUACAAGUUCGAGAUCGAUGUCUUUUGCUUCAAAUGUUGCUACUCUUCCUGCUUCAGUAAAGACGUUUUCCUUGUCUGAGCUCGAGAAGGCAACUGAUACAUUUAGCUCUGAAAAAGUUCUAGGUGAAGGUGGAUUUGGCCGUGUUUACCAUGGGAUCAUGGAGGAUGAAAGUGAGGUCGCCGUGAAGUUGCUUACAAGAAAGGACCAUAAUGGACAACGCGAGUUUGUUGCGGAGAUUGAGAUGCUCAGCCGACUUCACCAUCGCAAUCUUGUCAAAUUGAUCGGUAUAUGCAUUGAAGGAAACAUUCGAUGCCUCGUGUUUGAGCUUGUUAGCAAUGGAAGUGUGGAGUCUCAUUUACAUGGUGUCGACAAGUGGAAGGGACUUCUUGAUUGGGAUGCUCGGUUGAAGAUCGCACUCGGUGCCGCAAGAGCAUUGGCAUAUCUGCAUGAAGACUCGAAUCCUUGUGUCAUUCACCGUGAUUUUAAGGCGAGUAAUGUUCUAUUGAAGGAUGAUUUCACUCCAAAGGUUUCAGACUUCGGCUUGGCAAAGGAAGCAUCAGAAGGAAGCAAACAUAUUUCCACAAGAGUCAUGGGAACUUUCGGGUAUGUGGCACCGGAAUACGCAAUGACGGGGCAUUUACUAGUGAAGAGUGAUGUCUAUAGUUAUGGUGUAGUGUUGGUCGAGCUUCUCACAGGUAGAAAGCCGGUGGACAUGUCACAGCCUCAAGGUUCGGAGAACCUUGUGACAUGGGCACGCCCGCUGCUCACCAGCCAAGAAGGAUUACAGAAACUAGUAGACCCUUCGCUCCAUGGAAAUUUCGACUUUGAUAACUUGGCCAAAGUCGCUGUAAUUGCGUCCAUGUGUGUUCACUCGGAACCAUCUCAAAGGCCAUUCAUGGGAGAAGUAGUUCAAGCAUUGAAGCUGAUAUGCAAUAGCAUGGAUGAAAACAAUGAAGAGACAUGCAUUGCUGCAGAAUAUGAGAGUAAUUCAUGGAAUGAAAGUGCAUCUCAAUUGAAUCAUGGACUCACUCCAUUUUCAUUUGUGUCGAUGGAGUAUGGUUCGAAUUCGUUCGAGAUUUAA